AUGUCAUGUCCGAAUAAUAUAGCGCCCGGUAACUUCCUGAUGGAUUCCUUAAUGGGAGGAUCAUCUUCUUUCAGGGGUGAGGGUUAUUCCAGCAGCCCCGGAAUGUACAUCCACUCAGCUGCAGAGUACGGAUAUUCAGUGAUGAGAAACACCGGGAAGCCGGGACCGUCUCCACUCUCCAAAAGAGACGAGGCUGCUCCGGGAGGGCUGCCGCUCGGCGGUUUCCAGGACGCGUCCUACCUGUCAACACAGCUGGCCACAUGGACCCCGGGCUCCAAGAGCAGCAGGGACGAGCAACCUGUUGCCCAGUGUUUACAGCCCUGCUCGUUUCCAGCGGGCAGCGUCAAAGAGGAGGCGUUUUGUUGCCUUUAUCAGGAUGACAGCAAUAAGGGGAAGCAGACAACAGAGUCCGCCACUUACAUCCGGCUGGGGGACAAUAGCUGCCGGCCUGAGCAAACUGCCGCCUCGUCCAGCGGCUGCUUCCAGGUGUACGGCGGGGAGAGGCCGCAGCAGGACGACCCGCGCUUCCCCUCCGGCUUCUCCCUCACCCACUUGGCGGCAUCUGUUGAAUCAGCAGCAGAAUCGACAAUAAGCUGCAGCACAGCGGCAGAGGAGGCAGCGAGAGAGGUGUCAAAGUCAGAGGAGAGUCUGAAGGCCAGGAGUGACAGCUAUGAUUUAUCUGCGGAAAAGACGACGGGAAGCUGGUUGAAAGCCAAAAGUGGAAGGAAGAAGCGUUGUCCCUACACAAAGCACCAGACGCUGGAGCUGGAGAAGGAGUUCUUGUUCAACAUGUAUCUGUCUCGGGAGCGCCGCCUGGAGAUCAGCCGGAGUAUCAACCUGACCGACAGACAGGUCAAGAUCUGGUUCCAAAACAGACGCAUGAAGCUCAAGAAGCUCAGCAGGGAGAGGGAGCACAGUGCCAUUUACAACUACUCCUGA
Messenger RNA from Salarias fasciatus (jewelled blenny), 939 nucleotides. It is a transcript of the gene hoxc10a, whose product is annotated as homeobox C10a. The record is from RefSeq and is a predicted model, not a curated record. The transcript is spliced from 2 exons. The coding region runs from base 1 to 939 and encodes 312 amino acids. Lineage: Eukaryota; Metazoa; Chordata; Actinopteri; Blenniiformes; Blenniidae. Gene Ontology annotation, cellular component: nucleus. Gene Ontology annotation, biological process: regulation of transcription by RNA polymerase II. Gene Ontology annotation, molecular function: DNA-binding transcription factor activity, RNA polymerase II-specific; RNA polymerase II cis-regulatory region sequence-specific DNA binding.